Molecule: messenger RNA, 3232 nt
Organism: Effrenium voratum
Lineage: Eukaryota; Dinophyceae; Suessiales; Symbiodiniaceae
Source: the annotation of a GenBank genome assembly
AGACAAAAGCGGAUCGGGAUCUCAGCUCCCCCCUCUCCGCCCUCGCUAAGCCGCUAAGCCAUGGCCGUCUUCAUGAUGAGCGGCGAGGAGGUGAUGAGCGAGGAGCAGUUGGCCCAUUGGUGUUCGGAGUCCGAAUCAGCGGCGGGGUUUCCCCCGACCUCGGAUGAGCUUAGGCGGGAGGUGGCCAGGCGGCGGAACAUUGUGAAUUUCCGGCGCCUGCAGUUGGUUUGCGACGGCGUCGUUGUGGGACCUGACAGCUCCAUGGACGAAUCUUUCAAGGGCGACUUCUUUGUUCUUUUGCGCCCGUACGCGGAUGUGGAUUGGUAUGCGCGUUUGCGUUUGUUUGGAGCCAACAAUCAUUUUGCUGAAGUUGUGCACCUCUUGGAGCAGCCCCUGAAUCCAGAUGCUGUUGAUACCGAACCAUGGCGCACGCUUUUGCAUUUUGCUGCUGCGCAUGGCAAUCAUGAAGCAGUGCGAUGCUUGCUGGAAGUUGGUGCCAACAAGGACCCGGCUGACAGGCAUUGGUGUACACCUCUGCAUUUUGCAGCCCUCAAUGGCGGUCACAAAGUGGUGCAAAGCUUGCUGGAAGCUGGUGCCGACAAGGACCUGGCUGACGUGCAUUGGAGAACACCUCUGCAUCAUGCUGCUGAGAAUGGCCAUCAUGAAGUGGUGCGAAGCUUGCUGGAAGCUGGUGCCGACAAGGACCUGGCUGACGAGGAUUGGUGUACACCUUUGCAUGUUGCUGCUGGGUAUGGCCACGCGGAAGUGGUGCAAAUCUUGCUGGAAGCUGGUGCCGACAAGGACCUGGCUGACGUGUAUUGGUACACACCUCUGCAUUAUGCUGCUAAUAGUGGCCGCGCGGAAGUGGUGCAAUUCUUGCUGGAAGCUGGUGCCGACAAGGACCUGGCUGACGUGGGUUGGUGGACACCUCUGCAUUAUGCUGCUGAGAAUGGCCAUCAUGAAGUGGUGCGAAGCUUGCUGGAAGCUGGUGCCGACAAGGACCUGGCUGACGAGGAUUGGUGUACACCUUUGCAUGUUGCUGCUGGGUAUGGCCACGCGGAAGUGGUGCAAAUCUUGCUGGAAGCUGGUGCCGACAAGGACCUGGCUGACGUGUAUUGGUACAUACCUCUGCAUUAUGCUGCUAAUAGUGGCCGCGCGGAAGUGGUGCAAUUCUUGCUGGAAGCUGGUGCCGACAAGGACCUGGCUGACGAGGAUUGGUGAACACCUUUGCAUGUUGCUGCUGGGUAUGGCCACACGGAAGUGGUGCAAAUCUUGCUGGAAGCUGGUGCCGACAAGGACCUGGCUGACGUGUAUUGGUACACACCUUUGCAUUAUGCUGCUAAUAGUCGCGCGGAAGUGGUGCAAUUCUUGCUGGAAGCUGGUGCCGACAAGGACCUGGCUGACGAGGAUUGGUGUACACCUUUGCAUGUUGCUGCUGGGUAUGUCCACGCGGAAGUGGUGCAAAUCUUGCUGGAAGCUGGUGCCGACAAGGACCUGGCUGACGUGUAUUGGUACACACCUCUGCAUUAUGCUGCUAAUAGUGGCCGCGCGGAAGUGGUGCAAUUCUUGCUGGAAGCUGGUGCCGACAAGGACCUGGCUGACGUGGGUUGGUGGACACCUCUGCAUUAUGCUGCUGAGAAUGGCCAUCAUGAAGUGGUGCGAAGCUUGCUGGAAGCUGGUGCCGACAAGGACCUGGCUGACGAGGAUUGGUGUACACCUUUGCAUGUUGCUGCUGGGUAUGGCCACGCGGAAGUGGUGCAAAUCUUGCUGGAAGCUGGUGCCGACAAGGACCUGGCUGACGUGUAUUGGUACACACCUCUGCAUUAUGCUGCUAAUAGUGGCCGCGCGGAAGUGGUGCAAAUCUUGCUGGAAGCUGGUGCCGACAAGGACCUGGCUGACGUGGAUUGGUGGACACCUUGCAUUAUGCUGCUGGAAUGGCCAUGAAGUGGUGCGAAGCUUGCUGGAAGCUGGUGCCGACAAGGACCUGGCUGACGAGGAUUGGUGUACACCUUUGCAUGUUGCUGCUGGGUAUGGCCACGCGGAAGUGGUGCAAAUCUUGCUGGAAGCUGGUGCCGACAAGGACCUGGCUGACGUGUAUUGGUACACACCUCUGCAUUAUGCUGCUAAUAGUGGCCGCGCGGAAGUGGUGCAAUUCUUGCUGGAAGCUGGUGCCGACAAGGACCUGGCUGACGAGGGUUGGUGGACACCUCUGCAUUAUGCUGCUCAGAAUGCCUAUCAUGAAGUGGUGCGAAGCUUGCUGGAAGCCGGCGCUAACAAAGACCCGGCUGACGUGUAUUGGUACACACCUCUGCAUUAUGCUGCUAAUAGUGGCCGCGCGGAAGUGGUGCAAAUCUUGCUGGAAGCUGGUGCCGACAAGGACCUGGCUGACAUGUAUUGGUACACACCUUUGCAUUAUGCUGCUAAUAGUGGCCGCGCGGAAGUGGUGCAAAUCUUGCUGGAAGCUGGUGCCGACAAGGACCUGGCUGACGUGUAUUGGUACACACCUCUGCAUUAUGCUGCUAAUAGUGGCCGCGCGGAAGUGGUGCAAUUCUUGCUGGAAGCUGGUGCCGACAAGGACCUGGCUGACGAGGGUUGGUGGACACCUCUGCAUUAUGCUGCUGAGAAUGGCUAUCAUGAAGUGGUGCGAAGCUUGCUGGAAGCCGGCGCUAACAAAGACCCGGCUGACGUGUAUUGGUACACACCUCUGCAUUAUGCUGCUAAUAGUGGCCGCGCGGAAGUGGUGCAAUUCUUGCUGGAAGCUGGUGCCGACAAGGACCUGGCUGACGAGGAUUGGUGUACACCUUUGCAUGUUGCUGCUAAGAAGGGCCGCGCGGAAGUGGUGCAAUUCUUGCUGGAAGCUGGUGCCGACAAGGACCUGGCUGACGUGGAUUGGUACACACCUCUGCAUUAUGCUGCUAAGAAGGGCCACGCGGAAGUGGUGCGAAGCUUGCUGGAAGCCGGCGCUAACAAAGACCCGGCUGACGUGAAUUGGAGAACACCUAUGCAUGUUGCUGCUGAGAAUGGCCAUCAUGAAGUGGAGGGAACCUUGCUGGAAGCUGAUACCAACAAGGAGGACCCGGCUGACGUGAUUUGAAAUUUGGGGAACACCUAAGCAUUCUGCAGCUAGGAAUGGCCAUGGUUAACCAGCAUGCUUCUGGCGUGAAUUGGCGCAGGUCUUUGGAUUUAGCUGCACGUAGUGAAGUGCUGCGACCAUUGCUUGAAGCUGGUGCUG